This is a messenger RNA of Pocillopora meandrina, 21238 nucleotides long. Lineage: Eukaryota; Metazoa; Cnidaria; Anthozoa; Scleractinia; Pocilloporidae. The record is from the annotation of a GenBank genome assembly.
AGAAAUUAUUACAUGUCCAUCAUUUUCUGACUGCUCAUAUUGUGAUUUUUUGAAGGCAGGAAAUCUUAACAAGGUAGGUAUAUAUGUUUUUUUUUAAGUAAGGAUUUUUUGUGUCUUAUUCUCAUGGGAAUGAAAAAUGUUUAUGUUGUUAUGGGCUAUUCUCUUUUUUUCAUGAAUAUCAGUUUGCUCUGAAUAUGAAAUAUAAUGUUAAAGUAGCAAGAUAGGCCACUAAUUAAAUUUGCAUCAAUCUUUAACCAGUAGUUCGAUCCUUUGAAUUUACGCUCAGGAGUAUAAAUCAAAUGUUGUCAUCCUUCAAUAGUGUUUGACAUCAUGUCUUAUUAUGUUGGACCUUGCAGCUGAAAUGCAUCUAAUGAUUAGAAAGUUGCUUUGGUUGUUACAGGUGUAAUGACCAGUAUAGGAUGCAACUGCUUGCUCUUAUGCAAGGUUCUGUAUUUGUGACCAUCCAUAUGAUUUUUGGGAGAAAGGUUGUAGCAAGCUUAAGCUCACAACACGCUUCUACUUGAAAACAUCCAUGUUUAUAAUUAUCAACUUCCUGAUUAGCAAAAACAAAGUUGGAACAUUUGGCUGUGUAUGAGUUGCAUCAGGAUUUAAAGCAGAAACUUCAAUUACUUUUUUCAUGUGCAGGUUACUUGUGAUGAUGUUUGUAGCAUAUUGAAGCACAAAAUCUAACUCAGUGCUGGAUGAAUUGUGACAAUUACAUGUAAACAAUCCAUUAUGUUCAAGAUAUUCAUUAAUCACAGUUAUAUACAGCCAAAAUGUUUGUGUAAAAGUAUAUUUCAUUGGAUGGCCAGAGGGAUUUUUAGGGGAUGGUAAAAAUAAUGAAAAUCAUCAUGGCCCAUAACAUUUUACAACUGCUUAAAUGAUGAAAUUUAAAAUAUUUCAUAUCUAGCCCAAUCAUGGAUUUUUAGAUUAAGGAGACCCUUAAUUGUUUAAAAAAUAGUAAUCUGAAAGUUGACUUUGUGGAAAAUGGCUAAGAGAGGCUGUUUAUUUUUGUCCAAUGAAAAGUGUGUGAAAAUGGCUGGCACGCUGAAAGGUUUAAAAUGAUUUAAGUAAGACACAUGUAUUCAUUAAAUCUCACCAGUGGAACAAAACUAACAGAACUCAACUUUUUUCCAAAAUGGGUGUACUUUGUAUGUGUAAAUGAGAGCAAGUAACAUUAUUUUGUUAUGGAUAUUACAUAAUGUCCAUAAUAAAACCAGUCCUCUUUUUUUGUUUUCUCUGAAAUUAUAAACCUUUUUUUUUUUGUCAGCCUGGCUCCUUGUCUACUUUUUAGGGGCCUAAACUUGAGUGUUGUAAAUUAUCGAAAUCCUGGAAAACACACGAAAACAUAAAGCCCACUUCAUGUAAUGGAAAUCAUAUUAAAGACAUUAGAUUACAGACAUCACAUUAUAGACAUAUUAUGUUAUGGACAUUAUGACUGCAUGACUUUAAUUAUGGUAAUUCUCUUUGGAGAAAUAAAUGCUACAUGCAUACCAAUUUGUUCAAAUUUAUCACAUCCAAGUUUUCAGUGCUUUUAACUAAACACCAUUAACAAUAACGAUAACAACAACUGUACAUUGAUUAGGAGAAGUAACACCACGCUGACAUGAGGAGUAUAAAUUUUCAAAAAGUGUGAGUCCAAGUGUGAAUAAAGUUUUUUGAGACAUACAUGUAUAUUUAGAGUCAGCACCUUCUUUUAUAAUAUCUGAAGAUAACAAAUUAAAAUAUAACAUGCAAUGUUUCAGAAAUGUAGCUUAAAACAAGCAAUACUUCAACUUUCAAAGGCCAUUGCACUAAUAAUACUAUAGAGAAAGUUGUCAUUUCAUACAGUUCAGUGCAGUGUAACUUUCCAAAAUAGUAUCAACUGGCUUAUUAAGAGUCAAUGAAUAGUACUCUUACAAAAAGUUCAGAACAAUCCAAGUUUUGUAAUUAAAGCAGUGUUUAACUACUGCAAUCUGCAGCUAGUUUGAUUAUUUAUUUGAAAACAUUUUCUUUUUGAAGAUAUUUAAAAAGCCUCUUGAGAUAUGAAAGACUUGGAACAUGGAAACAUCCAGUGCCUUUCGGCUCUUUGGAGUCAUAGAAGACUCUUCUCUUGUGGACAAUAUCAAUAUUGCUUCUCAGAGGCCAGUUAAAUGUUUUGACAACUUGGUGAAGAAAUUUGAUUUCAACCUCAUUAUCAGUAACCCUAAGGGCUCUUCCAAUGUAAAACUUGGUGUCACACUAGAAAUCUGCACCAGAAAGCAAGAACCAAAAGACAGCAGAAACACUAGUUAGAGCAUGCUCAUUAAAACUGAAUCGUAAGGAGCAUGCUCUUUAUGGAAUACUAGAUACCACUAUUACAUGUACACCUAAGUUUAGUAUUGAUGUUAUGAUUAUCAGCUGAACCAAAAAAGAGAAUUAACUUGUAAUUGAGCCUGAUUAGGAUAAAUUUAUCAGUUCUGACAAAGUCAAUUAUCAAAAGUUCAUAUUAAAUAAAUAAAAAUAUUCCCUUAUUCUUACCAGUGUAAGAAAAAAGUUCCACAGCGUAAUGUCCGUAACAAAAAAUUGUGUAAUGUCCAUAACAGGAAGUUUUUACCUCAAACACAAAAUCUAAAUACAGAAUAAGGAAUACAACUAGAUUUUAAAGUUAUGCAAUCUGCACGAUGUGUUGAUGUGUUGUGUGUGUGUUCUCAUCUUUGUCCCUGAAAUCAUAUGGAGGGUCACAUUUGGUCAGCCUUUGUGAAUCAUGGAGGUUUUUGUUGUUGUUUUUGUUGUUGUUGUUGUUUGUUGUUGUUUUUAAUUCUAGUUGACUUUUGAUAAUUAUAAAGGAAUAAAGGGGGUAUAAGUUUCUAAGGGAACUGUGGUACUGCCUUGGUGGGAGAGUAUACCAGGAUAAUUUAGUAUUAUCAGUUGAGUUGAUAAGGUUUAAAAAGAUGACAUUUUGAGUUUUAGCCCUUUGUCAGAGCAAACAAAUUGUCAGCUUUUAACCUCAUUGCAGAGGCAAAUUUACAUUUAUUUAUCAACUCAGCUGACAAUAAGAAAGUACUUUGAUACAAUUAUAUAAUGUUGCCGUUAAUACCACUUAUAACCUUGGGGCACCUGUUAGUGCCCUUAUUUGUGACCAUCAUUGUCUUUCAUAACUGAUAUAUAGUAACUGUUGUUCUGCUGCUUGUCUUUUCAGACUUUCUGACUUUAUCCCUGAUUCAAGGGUUAUUUUCUUGAACCCAGGAAACUCUAUACAAGGUAGGAGGACUUGCUGCUCUUUUUUUCUCUCAUUUUUGAAACUUGCCUUCAUUUUGUCAAUCUGUAUUAACCCUUUAAUUGCCAUGAGUGACCAAGACAGAAUUUCUCCUUACAAUAUCAACACAAUAUCAACCAGAGAAGUGAUGAGAGUAAAGAAAUGUAUAAAUUUGGGGAUGAUUAGUUGAUCCAAUAUUACUGUAAAUUCUCUGAACUAACCUUAUAAGAAUUGUAUGGUUUGGAGUAAGGAUUUGAUGUGAGAGUUAAAGGGUUUACUUAAUAAUUUAUUUGCAGGGAAUAAUUUUGUCCUGUUUGCAUAUGUUUAGAAUUAUGCAUGCUUUUAUUUCACUCAUAUCCAUGUAGUAUCAAUUAUUUUUUCUGGUAAUGUUAUGUCGAGACAUGUUUGUAGCAUGUCGAAGCACAAAAUCUGACCCAAUGCUGGACGAAUCACAAAGAUCAUGUAAACAAUCCAAAAUGUUGUGGAUUAGGAGACCCUAAAUUGUUUAAAAAAUAGUAAUCUGAAAGAUGACUUUGCGGGAAAUGGCCAAGAAAGGCUGUUUAUUUUUGUCUAAUGAAAAGUGUAUGAAAAUAGCUGGUACGCUGAAAGGUUUAAAAUGAUUUCAGUAAGACACAAUGUAUUCCUUAAGUCUCACCUGAACAACAAAACUAACAGAACUCAACACAUAGAAGAACUUGCAGAUAGGAUUUUUUCCAAAAUGGAUGUACUUUGUAAAUGAGAGCAAGUGCAACUGGCUUACUAAGAGUCAAUGAAUAGUACUCUUACAAAAAGAUCAGAACAAUCUAAGUUUAGUUAUUAAAGUAGUGUUAAACUUCUGCAAUCUGCAGUUAAUUUGAUCAUUUAUUUGCAAACAUUUUAUUUUCAAAGAUAUUUAAAAAUCCUCUUAAUAUAUGAAAGACCUGGAAUAUUGAAAGGUCCAGUGCCUUUCAGCUCUUUGGAGCCACAGUAGACUCUUCUCUUGUGGACAAUAUCAAUAUUGCUCCUCAGAGGCCAGUUAAAUGUUUUCUAAACUUGGUGAAGAAAUUUGAUUUCAACCUCAUUAUCAGUGACCCUAAGGGCUCUUCCAAUGUAAAACUUGUUGUCACACUAGAAACCUGUACUGCAUCUCAGAAAGCAAGAACCAAAAGACAGCAGAAAUACCAGUUAGAGCAUGCUCAAUAAAAUGGAAUUGUAAGAAGCAUGCUCCAUAUGGGAUACUCCACCUACCACAGUUACAUGUACACCCAAGUGUGAUAUUAAUGGUUUGGUUAUCAGCACAACCAGAAAAGAGAAUUAACUUUAACUCCCAAGAUCUAAUUGUUAAUUCUCCCCUCUAGCUGCUACACAUUUCCUUGUAAAUUAGUUAUGAGAACUUGGUGCUAGAUGAAGAUAGCAGCUUCUACCUGAUAAGUUUGAAUAUUCUCAUCACCUGUUUCCUGAAUAAUGUAUGGAUUUGUAGGAGAAGUUUUACAUUAAUCACCUCUGGGAGUUAAAGGGUUAACUUGUAAUUGGGCCUGAUUAAGAUAAAUUUAUCAGUUCUGACAAAGUCAAUUAUAAAAAGCUCUUAGAUAAACAUAACUAUUCCUUAUUCUUACCAGUGAGUGUAAAAAAAAAAAGUUCCACAGUGUAAUGUCUGUAACAAACAUUGUGUAAUGUCCAAAGCAAUUGUUUAAAAUUAUAUUUCAUCGAAUGGCAAGAGCAAUCUAUAUGAGAUGGUAAAAAUAACCAAAACCAUCAUGACCUAUUCUAUUUUACAACUGCCUAAAUAGUGAAAUCUAAAAUAUUUCAUAUCUAGCCCAAUCAUGAAGUAAUUUCAUAUUAUCAGCUGAGUUAAUUGAUAAUGUAAAUUUGCUACUAUGACGAUAAUUAUGCAAAUAAAUGAUCAAACUAACUGCAGAUUGCAGUAGUUAAACACUGCUUUAAUUACUAAACUUAGAUUGUUCUGAACUUUUUGUAAGAGUACUUCGUUGACUGUUAAUAAGCCAGUUGAUACUAUUUUGGAAAGUUACACUGCACUGAACUGUAUGAAUUGACAACUUUCUCAAAAAAAUUAUCAGUGCAAUGGCCUUUGAAAGUUGAAGUAUUGCUUGUUUUAAGCUUCAUUUCUGAAACAUUGCAUGCUAUAUUUUAAUUUUUUAUCUUAAGAUAUUAUAAAAGAAGGUACUGACUUUAAAUAUGAUAUGUCUAUCAGCAAACUUAAUUCACACUCAGACUCGAACUUUUUGAAAAUUUAUACUCCUCAUGUCAGUGUGGUGUUGCUACUGCUAAUGUACAGUUGUUGUUAUGGUUAUUGUUGUUAGUGUUUAGUCAAAAACACUAAAACUUGGAUGUGAUAAAUUUGAACAAAAUUGGUAUGCAUGUAUGUAACGAUAUCGAUGUUAUCGUUCUAUUUACUUCCGGUCCGCAUUUACGUCAUAACUACCAUGGCAACAAAACUUUAGAGACCAUGCUUUCCGGUUUUGUAGAGUUCGUCGGACAUCGAUUAAAUAGACUUGUGUUACUUCACCUGUGUGUGUCUUGUUCUUCCUAUAAACAACGCCACAUGGUGUCAGGAGUGGGAUUCUUCCUACAGAAUCGUCGCUGAAAUACUUGAGUGCAUUUUCAAGCCAAACUCAGUGAAUCUAGCUCCAGAUGACCGAAUCAGGCUCGUCGAGCGUAGCGUCAACAAGCACGCAGCCAGCAACUCCUCAAUUUAUCCAGUCCUCUAUUCCUUUACCGUCGAAACUAGACUUCAAGGGGAACUUAGCUGUGAAUUGGAAGAAAUUUAAGCGGCUGUGGACAAACUACGAGAUCGCCUCACGGCUCAGUACGCAAAUCAGUAAUCUUCGAACAGCCACAUUGUUGACAUGUAUUGGCCCAGAUAUCCUGGAGAUUUACGAUGGUUUGCCCUUCGGAAAUGAAGAGGAAAACCGACAUCGACAAAGUGAUAGAGCUUCUAGACGCCUUUUUCAUCGGUGAGACGAAUGAAAUAUACGAAGCCUAUCUGUUCAAUCAGAGAGUACAGGAGGUCGGUGAGUCAUUUGAUGUUUUCCUUACAGCUUUACGUUCGUUAGCUAAAACGUGCAAUUUUGGCAUCAUGCAAGAGCGAAUGAUUAGAGACAGAGUUGUCGUAGGAAUUAGAGAUAACGCCACCCGAAAAAAGCUGCUAGCUGAGAACAAACUAACUCUUAAUAAGUGUAUUGAUAUUUGCCGUGCGAGUGAAACCACAUCCAAACAACUUAAGGAGAUGUCCCAUGCGGAGGAGGUUAGCGCCGUUGCCACAGGCCACCCAAAAUCGAAGAUUGGUUUACGCCAUAAUGAAGUACGAAAUUUCAGUAAAGUUCAACGCCCCGUCCACAACAAAGUAACAGAACCAGUUAGAUGUAAGUUCUGCCACAGAACCCAUCCUUUAAAAAAGGAACUCUGUCCAGCAUGGCAGCACAAGUGUGAUAACUGUGGUCGAAUGAACCACUUCUCAGUGGCUUGCAGAAGUCAGAAAGCUAAAAAAAAGCAAACUAAGAAGUCAGUUCACAAUGUAGAACAAGAUGUUCAGGAGUUUAAUGACGAAGAUUCUGAUGAUUACUUAUUCAGUGUAGAAUCUGUGAGCGUCCUUUAUGCAAAAAACAGUCCAAAGAAGAUUUAUGCUAACAUGCGCUUGAGGGAUGAAACAGUGAAAUUCCAGUUAGACUGUGGAGCAACAGUCAAUAUCCUCCCAGCAGAUAUUUAUCAGCAGGUAUUUAACGAUCCGCGAAUGGAACGCCUCCAGCCUACUCAAACUACCCUCGUCAUGUUCAACAAAUCAGAGCUGAAACCUCUAGGAUGUACUAAGGUCGAGACCUUCAACCCCAAGAAUGGACAGUGUUUCCUCACGGAAUACACCGUCGUUCCAACAGGUCACACAGCACUCCUUGGUGCUGAAUCGGUGCAGCAGUUUGGCCUCAUAGUGAUUAACACCGAUAACAUCAUGUCUCUCUCUAAUGAGAUUCCCACACAGCCGGAUCUCGUGAGCAAAUUCGGAGAUGUCUUCUCAGGAGAAGGAAAGCUCAAAGGAAAGCUUCACCUCGAGAUUGAUAAGUCUGUAACCCCUGUGGCACUGCCAGUGAGGAAAGUCCCUUUGCAGUAAAAAGAGCCUUUAAAACAGGAACUAGAACGCUUAGUUAAGAUAGGCAUCUUGCAACCAGUAGAUGUUCCAACAGAUUGGAUUUCCUCAAUGGUGGUCAUUAAGAAGAGCAAUGGAAAGAUAAGGUUAUGUAUUGACCCAAAACCUCUGAAUAAAGCACUCAGGAGAAACCAUUUUCCCCUUCCAGUGAUCGACGAUCUACUACCACUCCUUACAAAUGCUAAAGUCUUCAGUGUCGUCGACGCAAAGAACGGGUUUUGGCAUGUGCAGCUAGACGAUGAAAGCAGUCUUCUGACCACAUUUGGUACCCCCUGGGGAAGGUUCCGCUGGACGCGGAUGCCCUUCGGCAUAUCACCCGCUCCGGAAGAGUUUCAGAGGAGAUUGGAAUACGCCCUGGAAGGUCUUGAUGGAAUUAAGCCAAUAUUUGAUGAUAUCCUUGUUUUUGGUGUCGGAGAAACAGAAACAGAAGCACUUUCUGAUCAUGAUGCAAAGCUGACAGCAUUGUUAGAACGCUGCCGCGCCACUGGCAUUAAGUUAAACAAAGAGAAGCUUAAGCUCCGUCGCAAAGAAGUGAAGUUUAUGGGACAUGUUAUAUGUCAAGAUGGUCUUAAGCCUGACCCAGACAAGGUACAAGGUAUCAAAGAGAUGCCAACCCCGACAAGCAAACAAGAUCUCAAGAGACUUCUCGGCAUGGUAAAUUACCUCCAGAAGUUUGCUCCUAACCUGUCAGAAGUUACAUCCCCAAUGAGAGACCUUUUGAAAGAAGGGAACCAGUUCCGUUGGGAUGAGCAAGUACAAGGUUGUAGUUUCAAAGAGUUAAGGAGAUACUCUCAGCUGCCCCUGUCCUCAAGUAUUUUAACCCCAAAGACGACGUGGAAUUGCAGUGUGAUGCAUCAGACCGAGGACUUGGUGCAUGUCUAAUGCAAGGAGGCCAGCCCGUGGUUUAUGUAUCUCGUUCCAUGACAGAAACGGAAGUGAACUAUGCCCAGAUAGAGAAAGAGAUGCUUGCAAUACUUUUCGGAGUAGAACGUUUUGAGCAGUUUGUAUAUGGUCGACCUGUCAAGAUCCAAACUGACCACAAACCCUUGGAGAGCAUCUUCCGUAAAAGUCUACUCAGUGCGCCUAAACGUCUCCAGCGAAUGUUGCUAAGAUUGCAGAAGUUUGACCUUCAAGUGUCUUACAAAAAAGGGACUGAAAUGUAUCUGGCAGAUACACUGAGCAGAGCAUACAGAGUGCGUAAGAGCACAAAAGAAGAUGUAGCAGAAGAUGUUAUGUACAUAGAGGACAUGAGAGGAGACACUGAAAGAGAGCUAGAGCACAUCAAUAUGAUACAAUACUUGCCAGUAUCGGAACCAACGCUGAUUGCCAUUCAGCAAGCAACAGAAUCCGAUCCUACCCUGAGAGAGCUGAAGAGAACAAUCAGGCAAGGUUGGCCAGCUACCAAAGCUGGGGUAUCAGCAAACAUCAGUGGUUACUUUACAUUUCGGGACGAACUGUCUUUACAGAAUGGACUGGUGUUCAAAGGUGAAAGACUAGUUAUCCCUAUGAGCGUGAAAGCUGACAUGUUGGCUAAGAUCCACCGGAGCCACAUCGGCAUCCAAGGCUGUCUCAGAAGAGCAAGAGAAGUAGUCUACUGGCAUGGGAUGAACAAAGAUGUCGAAGAUUAUGUAGCAAAGUGUGCCGUCUGCAACAGCCAGCCUGUCGAGCAAGGAAAAGAGCCAAUGAUUUGUCACGAACUGCCUAGUAGACCCUGGGAGAAAAUCGCAGUUGAUCUUUUUGAUCUGAACGGUGUAGAUUUCAUGGUGACCGUUGACUACUAUUCAAGCUUCUUUGAAGUCGACAGAAUGACAAGCAAGACAGCAGACGAAGUUGUGAAGAAGUUGAAAGCCCAUCUUGCCCGCCAUGGAAUUCCCGACCAGCUUGUAUCGGAUAAUGGACAGCCCUUUUCUUCCGCAAAGUUCCAACAGUUCGCAGACACUUAUGGUUUUGAACAAGCUCUCCAACAUAUCCUCAGUCCAACGGCAAAGUCGAGAACACGGUGAAGACAGCAAAACAUCUGCUAGAAAAAGCCGUCAAGUCCGAACAAGACCCAUAUCUUGCCCUGCUGGACUGGAGAAAUACUCCCACAGAAACACUCAACUCGUCACCUGUUCAGCGAUUAUUCGGUAGAAGAACAAAGACUCCACUCCCAACCUCAAACCAAUUGCUCAAGCCGAAGCUACCAGAGGAGGUUGAUCAGAAGUUGAAGCUACAAAAGGCUAAACAAUCCCUGUACUACAAUCAAGGCGCCAAAGAACUGAAGGAACUGCGCCCAGGAGACACAGUGCGAUUGCAGCCACUAAAAUCCCACUUGGGAAAGAAGAAGGAUUGGACCCAAGCAAGAGUCGAAGGCAAAGUCGACAUAAGGUCCUAUCAAGUCAGAACAGAAGAUGGAAGAAUUUAUAGGAGGAACCGCAGACACCUGAGACAUACACGUGAAGUGAUGCCACACAGUGAAGAUGGGAUGAGAUUAUCCCCAAAAGCAACACCAAUUUCUGCUACUGCAAAUUCUGGUAAUGAAAUACCAUCGGUACCACCUUCCAUACCAAGUACUGCAGUCAGUAAGGACCAAUCAGACACAGUACCUUUGCAGAACACGGACAAGCCACAUCCGGAAUAUCCACCUCAGUCUGCAGCAGAUAAGCAGGAGAUUUCCCCAUCGGUGACCACCACUCGAUCUGGACGAAUUGUGCGACCACCCACACGUUACCAGUGAUUGGGGUUAUCGAAAGAACACAAAAAAAGGACAUGACAAACUCUUAAUUUUCUUUUUUUUUCUGUAGUUUAUUUUAAACUAGGAUUGAGACACUCAGUUACGUUUACAUUUUUUUUUGUUUCCUGAAGAAAGGGAGAUGUAACGAUAUCGAUGUUAUCGUUCUAUUUACUUCCGGUCCGCAUUUACGUCAUAACUACCAUGGCAACAAAACUUUAGAGACCAUGCUUUCCGGUUUUGUAGAGUUCGUCGGACAUCGAUUAAAUAGACUUGUGUUACUUCACCUGUGUGUGUCUUGUUCUUCCUAUAAACAACGCCACAAUGUAGCAUUUAUUUCUCCCAAAAGAAUUACCAUAAUUAAAGUUAUGCAGUCACAAUGUCCAUAAUAUAAUAUGUCUAUAAUGUGAUGUUCUUAAUGUAAUGUAUGCAACAUAAUUAUCAUAAAAUAAAGUGGGCUUUAUUUUUUCUUGCGCUUUUCCAGGAUUUUGGUAAUUUACAACACUCAAGUUUGGGCCCCUAGAAAGUAAAAUAGGAGCCAAGCAGACCAAAAAAAACUGGUUUUCAAUUUCAGAGAAAAUUAAAAAAAAGGACUGUUUUUGUUACGGACAUUAUGAAAUGUCCAUAACAAAAUAAUGUUACUUGCUCUCAUUUACAAAGUACACCCAUUUUGGAAAAAUCUUAUCCACAAGUUCUUCUUUGUGUUGAGUUCUGUUAGUUCAGUUCUUCUGGUCAGAUUUAAUGAAUACAUGUGUCUUACUUAAAUCACUUUAAACCUUUCAGCGUGCCAGCUAUUUUCAUACACUUAAUUUUCAUUGGACAAAAAUAAACAGCCUCUCUUGGCCAUUUCUCGCAAAGUCAACUUUCAGAUUACUAUUUUUUAAACAAUUUAGGGUCUCCUUAUUCCAAAAAUUCAUGAUUGGGCUAGAUAUGAAAUAUUUUAGAUUUCACUAUUUAGGCAGUUGUAAAAUAGAAUAGGUCAUGAUGGUUUUGGUUAUUUUUACCAUCUCAUAUAGAUUGCUCUUGCCAUUCGAUGAAAUAUAAUUUUAAACAAUUGCUUUGGCUGUCAAUGGCUAUAUGUAAUGGCAAUUUAUGAAUAUCUUGAGCAUGUUGGAUUGUUUACAUGAUCUUCAUUAUUCAUCCAGCAUUGGGUUAGAUUUUGUGCUUCAACAUCCAUGCUACAAACAUCAUCAAAAGUAACCUCUCCACAUGAAAAAAAUAAUUCAUGCAAAAUCACCAUGGUAGCCACUAAUUGCCAAAGGGUACCUUGAAGGACUUAAGUUAGGUUUAACUUGGCAAAACCUAUGAUAGACACUUUGCAUAAAUGUACUAAUUUCCCAAGACAUGCAAGCAUGGGGUGAAAAUUUCUAAUCCAUAAGUACUUUGUCAAGGAUGGAACCAGAUCUCUGCACAAGAUCUUCCAUAUUCCUGUUUUAGGAGGGGAGCUUAACCUUUGAUUUUAUAUGAAUUAAUAAGUCUUAACCAGUGACCCAAAAUUGAGUCUCUCGAAUGUUAAUGUUCAUAAGUCAACAUACAGUUGAAGCACUUCACAAACCUAGCUGUACUUAGUAAUUAAACCAGCAGUAUAUCAGAAGGACCACCAGAAUUUCAGCAAAAAAUUUUCUAAGAGUAUGUUUUCAAACACAUGUUUGUAGCCAAACAUAAUUACAACCAUUGAUCACAAUAUAAUUAAAUAGUUAAUUAAUAUAAUGCAUAGUUAGUUGACAUUAAUUAAAAAUUUAUAUUUUUCUUUACAGAUUAUCUUUGUUCUAAUUAUAAAAUGUCUUGCACUCAUGGCAAUUAAAGGGUUUACAGAUUACUUUGUUCUAAUUAUAAAAUGUUGCCAUUAAUACCACUUAUAACCUUGGGCACCUGUUAGUGCCCUUAUUUGUGACUGUCAUUGUCUUUCAUAACUGAUGCAUAGUAACUGUUGUUCUGCUGCUUCCCUUUUCAGACUUUCCGACUUUAUCCCUGAUUCAAGGGUUAUUUUCUUGAACCCAGGAAACUCUAUACAAGGUAGGAGGACUAACACUGCUCUUUUUUUUCUCAUUUUUGAAACUUGCCUUCACUUUGUCAAUCUGUAUUAACCCUUUAAUUGCCAUGUGUGAUCAAGACAGAAUUUCUCCUUACAAUAUCAACACAAUAUCAACCAGAUAAAUGAUGAGAGUAAAUAAAAAUAAAAAUUUGGAGAUAAUUAGUUGAUUCAAUACUAAAUUCUCUGAACUAACCUUAUAAGAAUUGUAUGGUUGGGAGUAAGGAGAAUUACAAAUUUGAUGUGGGAGUUAAAGGGUUAAUAAUUUAUUUGCUGGGAAUUACCGUAUAAAAUUGUUUGGAAUUCUUGAAAUUCAACAUGAAAAAGGAUUGCUUAACCGGUUUGAAAAUUUAUUUUACCUGUCAUGCUUAAAAUAAGGGAGAACACUGAGUUUACUGAAAGACAUAUCAUAUUUAGAGUUAGUACCUUCUUUUAUAAUAUCUAAAGAUAAAAAAUUAAAAUAUAACAUGCAAUGUUUCAGAAUGUAGCUUAAAACAAGCAAUACUUCAACUUUAAAAGGCCAUUGCACUGAUAAUACUAUGGAGAAAGUUGCCAAUUCAUGCAGUUCGUACAUAACUUCCCAAAAUAGUAUCAACUGGCCUAUUAAGAGUCAAUGAAUAGUCAUCAUCAUCAUCAUCAUCAUCAUCAUCAGGUCGAGCUUGUUCGGUAUUCCAUGACACGCUCCCUCCAAUGAAUAGUACUCUUACACAUUUUUGCCAGUGGACACAUUCUUUUAUGAAGGUGAUAAUAUUACAGAGACUUUUAAGUCUGUUGACUUAGACGUUAUUGUUUCACUGUUCAAUGAACUGAGAAACCACGUUUUCUACUGGUACAUGAGCUUCAAUGACCCUGUAUUGUAUUGGUGACAAUUAGAGUUACCUUCGUCUGGUAGAAUUAGUUUUGGCUUAAAAAGGUGCAUUUAAUAUCAGUGACUGUGCAAUCUGUUUUCUAGGGUUGUACUGGUCUAAUUAUCAAUAAGUAGAGAAACCAUAAAUUGACGGAGUUUUAAAAAUGCUGUUAAUGUCCCCAGGUGUGAUAAUGAAAUAGCGAUUGGGUAGGAAAUCUACAAAUCCCUUUAAGCUCCUCCAUCCAGGAAUGUGGGUGCUGAGUGGGAGACCUGGUGUUAUGUUGGGUAAUAUACAUGUGAGGAAUUACAUUUAGUUUUGCACUGAAAGGGAUGGUUAAUACCCCAGUCUUUCUAGAUAGUGCCUUCUUGCUGUAGGCUGCUAUUUAGUAAUUGUUGUAAACACGGUGACCUAAAGUAAUAUAAUUCCCGUAUUCGUUGUGUUGGUAUAUCCUGGUCUAGUCACGGAGUUGGUUCUAUUAACUGACCUGGUAACAGACUGAUUCCCAUAUUGAUGAAAAUUUUCCUAACACAGUGUAGUUUGCUUGUGAUUAUGUAGUUUUUGUCCUUGUUGGGAUGGUGAUGGUGAUGCUUUUGCAAUUAUGCUUCAAGUGACCAAGUUGUAGCAGUGAUCCUUGCAGGGUGGUAAAUGGAGGUUGUGCAGUCUUGCUUUGAUGUUUCACUGCAGUUUAUAUAUUUGUGUCUGCUUGUGGAUCGUUUUGGAGUUAAAGAGGUUUUAAGGUUUAGGUAUAAUGGUUACGCUGGCAAUGGUUAGAUCUUUGUGAUGCGGCAUGAAGUAGUAAAAACAGGUGCAGCUUUUGUAUUAAUGCUGGUGGAUCUGUGAUUACUUUUAUUAUUAGAUGCUUCUUAGGCGAAAUAGGGUAUUUUAUUAGUUAUCUCCUAAAUUUUAGGAUUAGGUUUCUCUUUUUAUAUUGGUUUUUUAUUUUAGCAGUACAGUAUAUAUCAUUUAAUUAUUUUAGUGAUUUGUAGGUUCACAUCAGCCUUCCUGGCUGCCAAUUUGUAACCCGCAUCACCAAAUAAAAUGAUGAUGAUGAUGAUGAUUAAGAAUCAAACGUCAACCAGCCAGAACUGACCGGGUUUAAGGCCCUCGAGGGGAAAUAAAAACUUAUUUCCCCUUAACCUUUAAAUCGCGUUUCAUUUCUGCUCUUUAUGUCUCUGGUUGUUACUUUGCAAACUAAAAAAAAAAUCUUUCUUAAUCCAAAAAAACUGUGUUGAGAUCUAAUACCUCAUAUUAAACCUCUUAUUAAGUCGACAAAAUAGUUUUUUCGUUGGUGUUUCGUGCUCCUAAGGAUUUAACAAAUGAUAUCACGAUUUUAAACGAUUUCUGGUCUCAAUUGGCUAUCGGGUUUUUUUUUUUCCAAAUGGUCUUAAUUCCCAUAAAUUAGUGUCUAUUCCAUGUUUGACAGGUCAUUCUGAUAAAUUCAGCUUCAUGGGUACGGCUCCAUCGCCAUUUGCGUCUACGAAAGAGACAACCAACUAUGCAAGGCUAUGCCGCCUCCUGGUGGAUAUUGGAUGUCAGGUGCUCCGGUCCACUUUUGACAAAAUACAUCCACCAGCGACGCUACAUACAGUUUUGGGGUGUACCUCAGUGCAUUAUGCCAAAUUGCAGUCACUGUACAAAGGGAAGAAGAAAGUGCUGAAUCCCAAGCAAUGGGGAAAGUUGUACCCUACUCACAAAGCUGUGUCUUCUAAAGACUUCGACAUCACACUCCUAACAGUGCUGCUUAGAAAUAUCUGUAGUUUGCGCACUCCUACUAAGGGAUGGGAUGAGCUUCCCCCAGCUACAGACAUACGCAUCGAAGAUGACAUCGCCAGAGUGAAGUAUUACAGGAACACUGUAUACGGCCAUGCUUCUCAAGCCUCUGUGGAUGACAGUAGUUUCAGUGCUAAUUGGCAGAAAAUACGAGAAGCUUUGGUGAGAUUGGGAGGAGCUCAUUUUAGAACUGAAAUCGACAAUCUUGAGCACGACUGCAUGGAUCCAGAUAUGGAGGAGCAUUAUCGUGAACUGAUGAAACAAUGGAAGAAAGACGACGACAACAUCAAAGACAGGCUUGAAGGAAUUGAAAGUAAGAAAAACAUUAUCCACUGCCAAUGUGGAUGAAUCAGAAGGCUACAAAAGUGUAUUUUUCCAGUUAACACGGUAGUGUAGGUCAGCUCAUGAUGUUUUCAUCAUGGUCGGAACUAGUCUCAUAUUUGGAAGGUAUAUUUGCGUUACGUGUGUAAAAUGAAGAAUUAAUCCAAAUGUUCAAACUAUGUUUUCAUUUGCAGUAUUUUUGUCUGUUCGUAGGUACUCGUGUACAACUGCUCGAGUGAAUUUUUGUGAUUUCUAAGCGUCUUAUUGCGUUUGAUCUAUUCGGAAUCGACUAGAUGUUGAUAUACGUAUCAUUGUUUUAUCUGCACCUAACGUGAAGCUGUGAUAUAAAUUUGCUUAUGAAAAUGCGCAUACCUUUUAAAAUUUUCAGGUUCCCUGGAUAACACGAGAGACACAAUUGACAAGAUAGAGAUCGAAGUGAAAGAGGUGAAAGAGAAGCUGAGUAGUCUGACGGUCUCAGCUGAAAAAAAAAGCGCACAAGGUUAGUUGGUAGAGAGAGCUACUCACAGCGAAAGAAAAGAAAUUGUUAAGAGCGACACUGUUUUCUUGGGUACAUAACGCAGCUCAUAUGAAUGACGACGGUAAUCGCUGGAUGUCGGCCAACACAGCAUACUUUACUAGUCUAAGAGCACACCCCAGUCACUACUGGCACUGGUUUUACAUGAAGAUUCUAUGUAAUGUGUGGGAUGCCACGGAAUCUGAGAUUUGGCCCUGGCUACCUCUCGGAUUUGAUGGUGUUUUGAAAGUACUCAUACUUAAGAAUCAUCGUAGUCGGGAUAGUUCAUCGUCUUGUUUUAGUAUUACCUUUCUUAUAAUGAACAUAACUUCCUAGUAGCGUUAGAUGUGACCCGCAUAUUUCUGAAUGAAACAACUAAAUCCUUCUUCCUGGCGUAUUGUGGAGUAUUCAAUCCAACAUGGGAAAAUAGUUUAAUGUGGAUCGUCUUGAGUAAAAUAGGUUAGAAUAAGAUGUAUGCGGUUAUUUUACAUUUCCUGAGGAAAAGACUGUCGGCAAAGCCUCCCACUUCAUCGCAGGCGGGUCUCUAGAUUUCUCCAGCUUUGAAUCACCCCGGUGUUGGGUAACUCAUGAUGUUUUCAUUUUGGACGGAAUGUUACGGGAAAAUUUACUGAUUUUCCCGUGUGUGUUAUUCGGAGCAUAUUUAUUCGUAAACUUUUACAUUUAACCAUUUCAAGUCCUUUCAUUUUAAAAAAUCAAAAAAAUGCAUAAAAACCACAGUAGCUUUUGAAUAGAUUUUUGUUGUUACUCGCUUUCAUCACAUGCACCUGCUUGUCGGCACUUUUGUCAUUUAUUACAUGGUUUUUUAAGUAAAUAUAAGUGUUGAUGGUCUAUCUGGAAACAUUGGUUCUCAUGGUAGAUAGCAGCUGAGUUUAAACGCGCAAAUUUAAUUUCUUUUCAUGCGAUGGUUUCCAAACCAACCUUGCGUAAAUAAGUAGAAGCUUUUGAUUGCUUUUCCGUUUUUAUUUCCUAAGCUGCGCUGCUGCAAUUAAGAUAGGUAUUGUUUUCUAUAUCAGAGAUGUAAAUUCGCACCUAAGUUUCCUACGUUAAUGGCCGAGGGUUUAUUGCAUCCGUCUUUUUAAUUUUGAGAUUCUUUUCGUCAUGGAAACAGAUGGAAUAUUUAAGUAGUUUUCAUUUAACUUCAAAGAGACUUUUUUCGCACCUUUGUGUCCUUAAUCAAAUAUUGCGAUUUGUGUAACAAUAGCACUUCACACCAGUUACUUCUUAAGCAAGUACCUUGUACGGCUUUGAUGAUUACAAACUAGAGUAUGCUAGAGGUCAUGUCGCUUGUUGGCCUGACCUAGAAUAAAAGUACUGUGGAACCAAAGAUUGUCUUAUCCUUGACGUCCGUAUAAGCUUGCUCGAAGUAGAUCUCCGUGUACCAGGAAAUCGUGACGAGUUUCCGUUCUCGCUGCCGAGUCGUCUCUUCAGAGUUAUUUCCCCCAGUUGUUAUUGUGCCGUCCGCGAAGAUUCAGUUUUCCAGCUAGCGAGCGAAAACCUAUCGUCACAGGAACCAGUCACAUACUUGGAACGUUAUUCUAGCGUUAUGUGUGAAAAAUAAAGAAUUAACCCAAAUGUUCACACUGUUUUCAUCGGCAGUUUUUUUUUCUGUUCGUGGGUGCUCGUGUAUAACUGCUGGAGUGCAUUUUUGUAAUUUCUAAGCGUCUCAUUGAGUUUGAUCUAUUCGGAAUCGACUAGAUAUUGAUAUACGUUUCAUUGUUUUGUCUGCGCCUAAACAUAAAUAUGUGGUUUAAACGUGCUUAUGAAAUUGCGCCUAUCUUUCUUACAUUUCCAGAUUCGCGAGAAAAGAUGAGGCACGACCUCAGAGACACAACUGAGAAGAUAGAGCUUAAAAUGAAGGAGAUUUUAGAGACGCUUAGAAGCCUGACGACCACAGUGGAAAAAAGCACAGAUGAAGGUUGGUUACUAGAAAGAGCUACUCACACAUAAACUGAACUAUCAACAGGGAUUCUGUUAACACAUCUUCUGAGCAUGACCACAUUAUUCGCGUGAUGUCAGACAAUUUAACAUUUUUUAGGUAAUGUAUUGUUGUAAGCACACCUUGGCUUUUAACCUGCUCUGGCUAUAAAUGAAGAUACUUGGUAAUGUGUGGGAUGAAUGGGAUGGUAUGGAUGUGAGACUACCUCACGGUGUUGGAUAGUUUUCUGACAGCACUCAUACAUAUUUAGCCGAGAAGGUUAUAGCCUUAUACUAAUUUUACUUUUGUUGAAGACCUAAGGAGAAAUGAGAGGGCGGAAAGGCGUUCUUUGGUUUUUAUUAAUUAGUUCUUACAAUGUCGCUUUUACUGACAAAAAUCUUUCUCAGACUAUCGGCUCCAAUGAUAUCAAUAUUUAUAUCUUAGGUUUCACUAUUAGAAACCGCUGAAGCUGGGUCAAAAGGUUUUUUAGAAUGUUGUAUAGAAUAAAAAGAAAACACAAAGGAAGGGAAAAGGAUCUAUUUAGUUAACUUUUAAUAUAUAAAGUGACUCUCACUCGGACUAAAAAUUUCCAAUGUUAUUCCACGAAAGGGUCUCUUGAGAAAAUGAGAAGCGAAAUGGCAAAGAUGGACAAUGAACUUAAAGAAGUGAAGGAAAAGCUGUGUACUUUGGCAACCCCUGUGGGAGAAAGUAAGAAUGAAGGUCAGUUGAAUUAUACAAUAAAAGUUAUCCUGCUUAACCGCAAAUUUAGCCGUAGUUAACAAUGUACUGUAUGUAAGAGAGAGAUCAUCCUAUCUUAGAGAGAUUCAGUUUUUCAAUUUAAAUAAUCUCUGGAAUAGUCUCUGUGGUGUGCUUUCAUUCCCUACAAUUAUUUAAACUUUCACCCGUAAUUAGCCCGGAAACAUUACAUUUUUAUAAGAAGGGAGAACGCUAUAAAAAUAAAGUACAGUUUUGACGAAAAUAUUGGCAUUAAGUUCGGCUCCAUGUUCGAAAUUAACUGAGCAGGUUCGACGGCAUUUAUAAGCUAAAUGGCCUUUGGUCAUUAAAUUAACAUGAAUCAUACAUUGAUACCUUUUCGUCAUUGUCCAAGUAAUUUCUUUGGCAAUGGUGUCGAACUCGUUCACUUAUUUAAAUUCAGUGCCGAAUACCUAGCAGCAUUAAAUGUGAUCCGCAUAUUUCUGAAUAUAGUAACUAAACCCUUUCUUCGCUCAUAUUGUGAAGUAUUCAAUUCUACAUGGGAAAAUAGUUAAAUGAGGAUCAUCUCUAGUAAAAUAGGUUAGAAUAAGAUGUAUGUGGUUAUUUUACAUUUCCUGAGGAAGAAAAGACUUAGGGUUAGGGUUAGGAUCUCCCGUGUAAUUUAUUUUACAACAGAAAUUCACUGUUAGACACCGGUAAAGCCGAACAAACAGAGGAGGUUCAACUGAAUUCAUAAUCUAAAUGGCUUUUAAUCAGUAAGCAUGAAUCAUACACUAAAACCUUUUUGCGUAGUCCUAGUAAUUUCUUUGGCAACGGUAUCGUACUCAUUCGCAUAUUUAAAUUCAGUGCCGAAUACCAGAGAGGUAUCAUAAUUUUCAACGCUGCAUUCAUUAGAUUUCUUACUUAUUUUGCUACUACAAGAUAUUUUUGAUCCAACUGAACUUAUCAAUGGAAUUCGCCAGCUGUACAAGACUCGUGAGGGAUGGCUCUCACCAUUUCCAUGGUGUGAAGAGUUUCAGUUUUUUCUUGGAAAUAUUUUUACAAGGCUCAAAGUGGUCAGAAGAAAGAAAACGAGAGGACAAAUCACUGACGUAUUUGUUGACAUGUCGUCAAUACUAGACCCGUAUGAAGAGUGUUCAGCGCCGAGAACGGUGUUGAUUGAAGGAGAACCUGGUAUGGGAAAAACCACCUACUGUAAAAAGUACGCCUACGACUGGGCCACAAAACAGCAAGCACCUCAGGGCUGCGGCUCAACAGCAUUAAAAUUGGUAUUGUUGCUUAAAUGUCGAGAUAUCCACUCUGACGUUUGGGAAGCCAUUGAUGAUCAGCUGCUGCCCCUAGGCAUCGAUGAAAAAGUCAAACAACAAUUUUUUCAGUUUAUUCGUGAAAAUCAGUCCAGCAUUUUAUUGAUAUUGGAUGGAUUGGAUGAGUUACCAUCCGGGAAAUUGUCGAUGUUUUCCAAAUUAAUUGAAGGAAGAGAACUCCCUAAAUGCCACAUAGUUGCAACAGCAAGACAAGAAGCUGGAAAAGAGGUGAGAAAAUGUUGUGACGCGCUGCUUCAGAUCGAAGGAUUCACUGAAAAGCAUGUGAUAGAAUUUGUCACCAAGUACUUUAAAGAAAGGACGGAUUUAGCCACCAAGCUCUCGCGACGGAUGUCGCGAGAUAAAAACCUGAGAGAAAUAGCGGCCAAUCCUCUAAACACAGCACUUCUUUGCCUUUUAUGCGAAGAGUUUGAGGGCACACUCCCCGAAAGCAGAGCUCAACUGUACUUGGAUAUGGUUGAAUGUGUUUUGAGAAGAUAUAGAAAAAAGAAGGGACUAUUAGAAAAGAUCGAAGACCUGACAAACCAUUACAAACCGCAAUUGAAUCACCUUGGAAAGUUAGCGUUGAAUGGUUUACUCGACGAUAAGCUGGAUUUAAAUGAAAGUGAAUUGAGAAACCAUGCAAAAGACUUGACUGAAUUUGGGUUUCUGUCAGUGCAGCGUGGUGGCAGCAAACUGAGACAAACACUGCAUUAUGCCUUCUUACAUAAAAGUUUUCAAGAAUUCUUUGCAGCAUUCUUCAUUUGUUCUCAGAUUCAAAGCAAGGAAAUGAAACCUGAAGAACUAGUUUCCGAUCCAAGGUAUUUCGUUGAACUUAAACAAAUACUUUUGUUUUCGUGUGGAAUUUUGGCCAUGAAAUGCGAUGAACAGGUUGUGGCUCUUGUAAAGAGUUUAACAAAUGAAGUCAACAAAGAUGAAGGCCGUGGUGCAGAAAUUGUAUUGGAGGCCAUCAACGAAUGCAAAAGAGAAAAAAGUGAUUUUCACUCGCAUUUAUCGCAGUCGUUUGGAACUGGUUUGAAUCUGACCAAGUUGUCUUUGUCUUUCAAUGGUAAUAGUGCUGCGGGUGCUACAUGUAUUGCUGAGGCAAUCAAAGUGAACAAGACGCUAACCAAUUUGGAUUUGUCUUACAAUGGUAUUAGUGCUGCGAGUGCUACAUGUAUUGCUGAGGCAAUCAAAGUGAACAAGACGCUAACCAAUUUGGAUUUGUCUUACAAUGGUAUUAGUGCUGCGAGUGCUACAUGUAUUGCUGAGGCAAUCAAAGUGAACAAGACGCUAACCAAUUUGGAUUUGUCUGUCAAUGGUAUUAGUGCUGCGAGUGCUACAUGUAUUGCUGAGGCAAUCAAAGUGAACAAGACGCUAACCAAUUUGGAUUUGUCUGUCAAUGGUAUUAGUGCUGCGGGUGCUACAUGUAUUGCUGAGGCAAUCAAAGUGAACAAGACGCUAACCAAUUUGAAUUUGCGAUACAAUGAUAUUAGUGCUGCGGGUGCUACAUGUAUUGCUGAGGCAAUCAAAGUGAACAAGACGCUAACCAAUUUGGAUUUGCGAUGCAAUGAUAUUAGUGAUGCGGGUGCUACAUGUAUUGCUGAGGCAAUGAAAGUGAACAAGACGCUAACCAAUUUGUAUUUGUCUGGGAAUGGUAUUAGUGCUGCGGGUGCUACAUGUAUUGCUGAGGCAAUGAAAGUGAACAAGACGCUAACCAAGUUUGAUUUGUGUUAG